AUGAUUUUUAAAGUGCACGUUUUAUGUAUUAUUAAUAUCAUUAUUAUCAUUAUUAUUAUAUUUACAGUUAUAAAACGUAAAUCAUUGAGAUCGUCACCGAUUUGGAAAUUUUUUUCAAUACACGGAACUUUUGUCGUUUGUAAAUCAUGCGGUAAAACAUUAAAAGGAGUCAAAUCGACAAAUGCCGAAUCACAUUUGGCUUGCAUGCAUUCGAAUAUAUUUUCUAAAUUCAUGUUGGAAAGAAAAAAAUGGAGGAAUUACAGGGAGACUAAAAAUUAUUACAUAACGUCAAUAAAAACCAGUAAGAGAAAACAAAGGAAAGACAUUUAA
This is a messenger RNA of Pediculus humanus corporis (human body louse), 330 nucleotides long. RefSeq lists its product as uncharacterized. The record is from RefSeq and is a predicted model, not a curated record. Gene Ontology annotation, molecular function: DNA binding. Bases 1 to 330 code for a protein of 109 amino acids. NCBI's taxonomy places the organism in Eukaryota, Metazoa, Arthropoda, Insecta, Psocodea, Pediculidae. The transcript has a single exon.